Molecule: messenger RNA, 1951 nt
Organism: Crotalus tigris (Tiger rattlesnake)
Lineage: Eukaryota; Metazoa; Chordata; Lepidosauria; Squamata; Viperidae
Product: transcription cofactor HES-6-like
Exons: 4
Coding region: 859-1506 (215 amino acids)
Biological process (GO): anterior/posterior pattern specification; regulation of transcription by RNA polymerase II; regulation of neurogenesis
Cellular component (GO): nucleus
Molecular function (GO): DNA-binding transcription factor activity, RNA polymerase II-specific; RNA polymerase II cis-regulatory region sequence-specific DNA binding; protein dimerization activity
Source: RefSeq, a predicted model, not a curated record
AGACCUCCAAAGUCCCCUCAAACUCUGAUGAUGAUGAUGUUGAUGAUGAUAUUCCUAAGAAACUGAUGUUCACAAUGAAACUUAUCUAAAAUAAACAUUCCUAGGACUGAUCAUCCUGAAGUCACCUUUAAGGCUACUGAUACAUGACACUAAUUAUUAAGUCUGUUGUUAGAUUUUGGAGUGCGCAUCCUAUUUAUAAAUUAUUAUUAUUACAGAAAAAUUCCAGGUUGAGUUCCCCAACCUUUUCUGUGGCAACAAUAACUUUUCCAUCAUAGUUUUAUAAUGAAUCAGAAAGUCUAUUUCUAGAAUGAGUAGAAAAAGGAACAUCAUGUAGCUUCUUCAACCUUCCAAAGGGCAGAAAAUAGGUGAACCAAGAAAGAUCCAUAUACAAAGCUAAUAUAUCCAUUAACCUCAGUAGCCCAGAUAUUUCUCAGUUGGGUUAUGGUUUAGAUUAUUGAUAUUUUUUUCCCCUGGGAAUCAAUGCUGAUUGAAAAGGGAGCAAAAUAAUCUCUGGCACUUGUUUUCUGCCUCCUUAAACAAAAGAUUUCUACCAAGCAAAGCUUUCAUGAAGCUGGACAUCUGUCGCUCUUUAGACACUGUGUGUGUGAUCUGGCCAUUGAUAAGUAGUGACCUGUCAGCCUUGAUUGAUGUCACAAGCCUCUGGCCUCAACCCCUUCUGUGGGAAAAGGAGACCAGCUAAGCAAUUUCCUCAUUCACAUGCUAAUAUCCAGCUAUAAAUGCUAGCAGAGUGCAGCUCUCAUGACAGAGAAUGCUCCAGAAGACAACGGGAGAAGCCAGUUGCUAUAGGGCUUUCUCCUUUUUCUCCCCUAAGCCUUCAGGCAGGCCUGCAGGACUACAAUGACAGCUACAACCCUAGCCAGCUGUGGGCAGAAACUUUCUAAUACCAAAGAGGAAAGGAAGCUAAGAAAACCUUUGAUUGAAAGGAAACGAAGAGAGAGGAUUAACAAUUGUUUGGACCAGCUCAAGGAAACAGUUGUUGGAGCCUUUCGGCUUGAUUCAAAACUUGAAAAAGCAGAUAUCUUGGAAAUGACAGUAAAACAUCUACAGAAUAUCCAACACAGCAGAAAUAUAGCAGAUUCUAAAAUGGGUCUUGAAGCUCAGCAGAGGUACAGCACGGGAUAUAUUCAGUGCAUGCAUGAAGUCCACAACCUUCUCCUGACCUGUGACUGGAUGGACAAGACACUUGGAGCACGAUUAUUGAACCAUCUAUUGAAAUCCUUGCCCAAAUCCAGUGAGGAGACUUGCAAGGUGGACCUGAACUCUUCCACUCCAGUGAAUGGCAAGGGAAAUACAACAGGGUCUAGCCAAUCUCAGGAUCAGUUGUAUCCAGCUGAAGUCAAACUGGGAUUGAAAAAAUCAUUUCAGUCACAACCACCAUCUCGAUGUAAUCAGCAUGAGUUGCCACAUCCCAGGGAGAUUUUGCAACCUCAUUUUGCACAUAAUGGUGUUAACAUGAGGUCAUUGGAUAUGUGGAGACCAUGGUAAAGAUAUCUUGGGGGGAAAAUUGUUUCUAAUCUUAGACCCUCUUUUAUGUGUAUCUUAUAGAUAUGUCUCUUUAAAACACUUUUUGGAGCAAGUCUGCUCCUGUAAGUGUACUAAAGAUCAGGGUACUUCAAGCCGGAGGAAAUCUCUAUGUAGCCUGCAUUAUAGAAGGCUGCUAUUAUAUUGUAUUUAAUGAAUACAUCUAAAUUAUUUUACAGAAUCUUCUCUGGGGCUGCCUAGUAUACAGUAUAUGACUUAUAAUAUUCCUUUUCCUAUGCUAUUAAAAUUAACCAAGGAUUAAUAAAUAUAUUAAAAAAAUACAAGACACCCUCAUUUGUCUCUGGUUUAUAUGAUAAUUUUCUAAACUCUCCCUAACACAUACACUCUUCCUACCUGAGCCCAUAAUAUUAUGGAAAUAAACAGCAUAGCUUAUUUCUAUUAAUUCUGU